Molecule: messenger RNA, 778 nt
Organism: Vigna radiata var. radiata (mung bean)
Lineage: Eukaryota; Viridiplantae; Streptophyta; Magnoliopsida; Fabales; Fabaceae
Product: chalcone synthase
Exons: 2
Biological process (GO): polyketide biosynthetic process
Molecular function (GO): acyltransferase activity, transferring groups other than amino-acyl groups
Source: RefSeq, a predicted model, not a curated record
AUUACUAAGAAAACGUUAUGAAAAUGAUACUAUAAAUAGAUGAGAAGGGAUUUGUGGUAAUCAUCUUAUACACUGUAAUCGUAUAAACCUUCUGCAACAAAAAAUGGCACAUUUGUAUGAAAUCCGAGAGAAACAAAGAGCUCAUGGCCCAGCCACCAUACUCGCCAUUGCCACUGCAAAUCCAUCCAACUGCAUUUACCAAUCUGACUUCACUGAUUAUUACUUUCGAGUCACCAAGAGCGAUCACAUGACCGAUCUCAAGGCCAAGUUAAAGCGCAUAUGUGAGAAGUCUAUGAUAGAGAAACGGUACAUCCACCUGACUGAAAAAAUGCUGAAAGAAAACCCCAACAUAAGCACUUACGAGGAACCAUCGUUGAAUGCACGACAAGACAUACUGGUCGAGGAGGUUCCUAAGCUUGGUGAGAAGGCAGCAUCUAAAGCCUUAAAGGAAUGGGGCAGGGCAAGAUCAGAUAUUACUCAUCUCAUAUUUUGCUCCACCUCGGGCGUAGACAUGCCUGGUGCUGAUUACCAACUUGUCAGGCUCUUAGGCCUCAAACCAUCCACCAAAAGGUUCAUGUUAUACCAUCAAGGUUGUUUUGCUGGUGGCACCGUGCUUCGUCUCGCUAAAGACCUUGCUGAAAACAAUGUUGGAGCACGCGUUCUCGUGGUGUGUUCUGAGAUCACAGUUGUCACCUUUCGUGGACCCCGUGAAACACACUUGGACUCGUUGGUGGGACAAGCACUCUUCGGAGAUGGAGCUUCAUCAGUGAUCGUGGGA